This is a messenger RNA of Eimeria maxima, 903 nucleotides long. Its product is annotated as phosphopantethiene--protein transferase domain containing protein, putative. Gene Ontology annotation, molecular function: calcium channel activity; metalloendopeptidase activity. The transcript is spliced from 6 exons. The record is from RefSeq and is a predicted model, not a curated record. Gene Ontology annotation, biological process: calcium ion transmembrane transport; rRNA processing; intracellular calcium ion homeostasis. Bases 1 to 903 code for a protein of 300 amino acids. NCBI's taxonomy places the organism in Eukaryota, Apicomplexa, Conoidasida, Eucoccidiorida, Eimeriidae.
AUGCAAGAAAUCCGUAGCGACUAUGACCCAAGCAGCAGCAGCAGCAGCAGCAGCAGCAGCAGCAGCAGCAACAGCAGCAACAGCAGCUGCAGCAGCAGCAAGCCUGCCUUAGGGCCAACAGACAUCUUAUCGUUUGCUGCUGUGGAGCCGCAGCGCUUCGUGCAGCGGCGGGAGUUGCUGCUAAAAGCUGCAGCAGCAGCAGCUGCUGCUGCUGCAACAAAAGCAGCUGCUGCUGCACCUGCAAAAAACAUUAACACAGCAGCAGCAGCAGCAGCAGCAGAAUCGCAGCAGCAGCUGCUGCUAGAUCUUAAGGAUAUCCGCAGGCGGCGGCGGCGGACGUUCUUAGGCGAUGUUUUCCUCUGCCCCUCUGUGGUGUAUAGACAGCAGCAAGAUGAUAGGAAAAAGCUUGAAGCUGCAGCAAUGCAAGACGCAGACCCUGAGCCUCUACCUCAAAAAGGAGUGCUGCGGCGUCUGCUGCAGUCGUGGUCUACAGAGGAGAGGCUGCAGCUGCUGCUGGUGCAUUCUGUGCUGCAUCUUAUCGGGUUUACGCACGACACUCCGCAGCAAACAGAACAAAUGCGCGAAGUUGAAGAAUUUUUGUGCUGCCUAAACCCUCCAAGACAGUUCAAGUUGCAUGUGGCUGGCGUGGGGCUUGACAUCGUCUCUAUAGAGCGGCUGCGAACAACCCUCGGCCGUUUGCAUGCAGCGGAUACAGCAGCAGCAGCAGCAGCAGCAUCAGCAUCAGGUGCAGCAGCAGCAGCAAGAGGAAAGGACAGCAGCAGCAGCAGCAGCAGCAGCAGGGCAGCAGCAGCAGCAGGAGCAGCACAACAACAACAGCAGCAGCAGCAGCAGCAGCAGCAGCAACAGCAGCAGCUACUCCUGAACAAGAAGCAGCAACACUAA